Molecule: messenger RNA, 2973 nt
Organism: Alternaria rosae
Lineage: Eukaryota; Fungi; Ascomycota; Dothideomycetes; Pleosporales; Pleosporaceae
Exons: 2
Coding region: 149-2893 (914 amino acids)
Biological process (GO): DNA-templated transcription; regulation of DNA-templated transcription
Molecular function (GO): zinc ion binding; DNA-binding transcription factor activity, RNA polymerase II-specific; DNA binding
Source: RefSeq, a predicted model, not a curated record
CUCGCCCGCCGGUCGCGUUAGCGUGCCAAGAGCAACCCGACGGCUCAAGUGCUGAGCCGACAGUCAGUGCCAACAUGCAUAACAUGCCUUCGCCGCGCCAUGGGGGAGCCGUUGGGGCCCUCCAAGUCUUUCAUCUCAUCCUCACAUCAUGUACCCAUGCACCAAAUGCGAAAGGACAUAUCGUACGCAAAACUCCUUGACGCGUCAUCAACACAGCCACCAAAAGACCUGCAAGCACCGCUGUUCAACCUGUGGCGUCGUCUUCCAUCGCAGGGAUCUUUUGUCGCGACACUCGAAGCUUCAUCAGCCUUCGUCUCUCAACGACACAGUUGAACCACCAUCUGCCCAGACCGGCAGUGCCAUUACCGCAUCGGGAAGGCAGCGAUGUCAUACAGCGUGUCUCCGAUGUAGAGAGUUGAGGACGAAAUGUGAUGGACAGCGUCCGUGCUAUACAUGUCGGAACACCGACUCUUCCUGCCAAUACUCCAGCCGUUCCAACAGGCUGAGCCAGGUUCUUCCGCAUGUCGCGACACCGGCCGCCGAUGCACCUCCACACGAGUCCAACCAACAUGGCGGCCAGCCAGACAAUGUGGGCUGUUUGUUGUACGAGGGAUCAUGCCUGCCUACCCAGAGCGUUGAGCAUCCUAGGGAAAACGAUCCCCAUCCAGGUAUCCAUCAUGUAGGCCAGAGCUCCCCAGACAGACAGUCAAUUUACGAUACGUACAAUGAUUGCUCGUUGGCGGGCAUAUCUAUUCGUCCCGAACACUCCACAUCCUCCGUCGCAACCGGUGAGACGUCCGAUGCUGGAACCAUGUCUUGGCCGUGGCUACACGAAAACCUCUUUCUACCUGCCGACUCCCACUCGUUUGCCAACAUGAUGAGCUCUGUGCAAUUUCCAUAUUCCCAAGACGAAACGCUUGCCGAACUUGAUUUGGAAUCUUUCAGCAAUCUUAGCUCACUGCCAACGCAGAGUCAUGCUAGCCAACCGGAAGUAGAAAUUCUCUUAGGGCAAGCUUCUACAUCAGACGGAUCGAGCAGCACCGCACAUGACCAAGCCUCAACAAAUAUCUUUGCCACGGGCACGUUGGCGGAUACGUGCAGUCUGGAUCAAGGUGUGUCGAUCACAUCCAGGGAAAAUCAAAAUCUGGUUAUUGAGAAUCUAGUCGGACUCGCAUCCUCACCAACGUGGAGUAAUCAGUCAGACAAGGACCAUGCAAACUCCUGGGCCCUCGCUUCUACCAAAGUUGCACUCGCAUUUGGGCUCACUGAUUACCAAGAGUGCUCGGGUUCGUCAGCGCUCUACGACUUCUGCGCCAAGUACGUAGAACACUUUGGACCACUAUGGCCCCUGUUCAGCUUACAAACCUUGGACCUCGACUCUCUUCAUCCAAUCCUAUUUCUCGUUCUUACUUCGAUCGGAUCGAUGUAUUGCGGCUCGAACGCGAGCAAUUAUGGGGCCAUGAUGCAUGCCACCAUCCGGAGCACUCUGACCAUGGUAUGGGAGCUUGAAAACGAAGAGCUCGGUCUUCUCUGGCUGGCACAAGCGCGGCUGCUGACUCAGGUAGCUGCGUUGUAUUUCGGACAGCCAAAGGCUUUCACCUACGCCCACCAUCUCGGCGCAUUGCUGGUCGCACAAGCUCGUAGGAUGGAUCUCUUUUCAGCCGCAUAUUUCAACAAAGCUAUGCAAAGGCUACAACACAUGAAAGACAUUGCUUCAGAUGAGGAACGUCUUGAGAUGUGGUUGCAACUGGAGACACGCCGACGACUAGCAUUUGGUAUAUUCCGCGGCGACAGCUACACUAGUGUGUUGCUACACAGCAAACCUCUAAUCUCAAUGGAGGAGAUUGACCUUCAGCUGCCAAUGUGCGACGCUAUAUGGCGAAGCAAGAAAAUGUCCGCUAGCUUGUGCCUGCAGAUGAUAGAGCUUGACCAAACGCCUAGUAGAGAACUUUGGGCUUCUGAUAUCUAUCGCAUCGCCAUGGAUAAAAAUGAGCCACUUCCACCUCUGGAUCCUGCAGGACAAGAGCUUCUCAUGUUCGGGCUGCAAUACUCCAUCUGGCGCUUUUCCAAGGACCAGAAUAUGUUCGCCCGUCUGUCCGGAGAUCUUGGAGGCUUUGACAGCGAUGACCUAUCAUCAGUUUCCUCUGAUAGUCCCUCCGAACCCAUUCUCGGCAGGAACCCUGGUUCAGAAAGACCAAGUACAAGACGUCUAUCAAAUAGCGCUACCAAGUCUUCAGAGACACACUGCUUGGAUAGUACAGUACGUCGAAUGGAGGAUUUACGGCAGCAGCACCGACGUUUACUUUCUGCUCUAGAGAAGUGGGAGCAAGGCCUUCCUCUAGUCAAGACAUUCGUGAGAACCAAUCUCGACCGUAGCUGUUUGAUGAGUGGUCUAAUACUCUUUCACUUGGGGCAUCUUCGCCUACAUGUCCCACUUGAAGACCUCCAUCAAAUCCAGUAUCGACUCGCCGAUAACCUUACUGUCGAAGACCGUCUCGUUAGUAAGGCGCGUAAAUGGGCCAACUCACGACAAGGUCGGAUUGCGGCUGAGCGGGCCUGCAGUAUCUGGAAGAUUAUAGACCGAGAGUCAAAGCUGGAGAAAGAAAAGAGAGUAAACUUCAAUCUCUUGGCUUUCAUAGGUUUACAUCACAGCGCAGUAGCUGUAUGGGCAUACACAGGAACACGUAAUGACAAAGUCAAUAGAAACUUUGUAGAGUCUUCAAACGUACUUGAAGGGCUCGAGGAAACCACUGCUAUUGAUCCGCAGGGAAUUGGCAUACUGUCGUCGUUUGUGGAUUUAUACGGCCGCAUAAGCCCCGCAGGCUGGUCGUCGUUUGCGAAAGCAGCAGCCACGCUAUCAAAGCAGCAUUUUCCCGACACAAAGGGAUAUUGAUUGAGAUAAAGUGGUGUGCGAUGGAAUUGAGAGGCUACCAGCAGCGCGCACCACCCAAGCACGUUCAAACAUUAGAUGUU